Sander lucioperca (pikeperch) is the source of this 7053-nucleotide messenger RNA. It is a transcript of the gene slc6a17, whose product is annotated as solute carrier family 6 member 17. Lineage: Eukaryota; Metazoa; Chordata; Actinopteri; Perciformes; Percidae. Gene Ontology annotation, biological process: alanine transport; glycine transport; L-leucine transport. The record is from RefSeq and is a predicted model, not a curated record. The coding region runs from base 423 to 2615 and encodes 730 amino acids. The transcript is spliced from 12 exons. Gene Ontology annotation, cellular component: synaptic vesicle; plasma membrane.
UUAUCCCACAACACACAGCCAUAAGCACGUGGAAACCAGAGGUGUGUGCACUGGUAUUUUUGCAGAGCUGCAGAACAUCGUUAAAGUGAUAAACAGUUGCAAUAAGCCAUUACCUGCACACGUUAAUGUAAUUAGUAAACAAACUUGUGGCAGGCGUCGAGCUCCUGCGUCAGACUUUACGCACCAUGCGCCCUGUGUGACUGGAAGCUGAUUUCGCAUCUUUGCGCGCAGAGAUGUUGUAUACCGGAGACAGUGCCUGAAUGAAGAGACCGUGCACCCACUUUGGAUUCAUAGUGUCACGCUGACACGAACGCUACAACCAGAUUGAAGAAAAAAACACAACUUUCUUUACCUGCUUCCUCCUGAUCUCCAGUCAGUCACCUAUACCACCUUCACCCUGAAGGAGCUCCGGUGUUGCAGCUAUGCCAAAGAACACCAAGGUGACCCAGCGGGAGCACAGCAAUGAGCCAGUCACUGAGUCAGUGGCUGACCUGCUGUCCCUGGAGCAUCCCAUGGACUAUAAGAGCAGUCAGAUGAGUAUGGGUUUGAGUCCUGGCUCUACCGCUCCAGUGAAGGCCCUGAUACCCUCCCCUGACCCCGACGCCGAGGACGGCAGACCGGCCUGGAACAACAAGCUGGAGUACAUCCUGGCCCAGGUGGGCUUUUCUGUUGGCCUGGGUAAUGUCUGGAGGUUCCCCUACCUGUGCCAGAAGAACGGUGGAGGUGCAUACCUGGUGCCCUACUUUAUUCUCCUCCUCCUCAUCGGCAUCCCCCUGUUCUUCCUGGAGCUGGCAGUGGGACAGAGGAUCAGGCGUGGCAGCAUCGGGGUGUGGAACUACGUCUGCCCACAGCUGGGAGGCAUCGGGGUUUCCAGUCUGAUGGUUUGCGGUUUUGUGGGCCUCUACUAUAAUGUGAUUAUCGGCUGGAGCAUCUUCUAUUUCUUCCAGUCUUUCCAGUAUCCACUGCCUUGGGCUGAAUGCCCCAUCCAGAGAAAUGGAUCCCAAGCCAUCGUGGAGCCGGAGUGUGAGAAGAGCUCGGCCACCACUUACUUCUGGUACCGCCAGACUCUCAACAUCACCAGCUCGAUCGAUGACACCGGCGGCCUGAACUGGAAGAUGACCCUGUCCCUUCUGGUAGCUUGGAUCUUGGUCUGCCUGGCUGUCAUCAAGGGCAUCCAGUCCUCUGGGAAGGUGAUGUACUUCAGCUCUCUCUUCCCAUAUGUGGUGCUUUUCUGUUUCCUGGUGCGAGGUUUGAUGCUGAAGGGAGCAGUGGAUGGCAUCGCUCACAUGUUCACCCCUAAGCUGGAAAAGAUGUUGGAGCCGCAGGUGUGGAGAGAAGCAGCCACGCAGGUCUUUUUCGCUCUUGGCCUUGGUUUCGGAGGCGUCAUCGCUUUCUCCAGCUACAACAAGCGAGACAACAACUGCCACUUUGAUGCAACGCUAGUCUCCAUCAUUAACUUUGUUACCUCCAUCCUGGCCACUUUAGUUGUGUUUGCGGUCCUGGGGUUCAAGGCGAACAUCAUGAACGAGAAGUGUGUUGUUGAUAAUGCAGAGAAGAUUUUGGGCUUCCUAAACACAGGUGUGCUGAGCAAAGAGCUCAUCCCUCCUCACAUCAACUUCUCCCACCUGUCCGCCCAGGACUACACAGAGAUGUACGGUGUCAUUAAGACGGUUAAGGAGGACAGCUUCGACCAGCUGGGCCUGGACGCCUGUGUGCUGGAGGAUGAACUCAACAAGGCGGUUCAGGGCACUGGUCUGGCAUUCAUCGCCUUCACAGAGGCCAUGACACAUUUCCCUGGCAGUCCCUUCUGGUCUGUCAUGUUCUUCUUCAUGCUGAUCAACUUGGGUCUGGGAAGCAUGAUCGGCACCAUGACUGGCAUCACCACACCCAUACUGGAUGCUUUUAAGAUCCGCAAAGAGAUCCUAUGUGUGGCUUGCUGUAUCAUAGCCUUUCUGUUAGGCCUGCUGUUUGUGCAGCGCUCAGGGAACUACUUUGUCACAAUGUUUGAUGACUACUCAGCUGGUUUGCCUCUCACUGUGGUGGUGAUCCUGGAAAACAUCUCUGUAGCCUGGAUCUACGGCACUAAGAGGUUCAUGCAGGACCUGGAGGACAUGCUUGGUUUCAGGCCGUACGCCUUCUAUUACUACAUGUGGAGAUUUGUGUCGCCAGCUGUCCUGGUGGUGCUCAUCAUCUCCACUGUCAUCGAGAUGGCCGUCAGUCCUGCAGGAUACAACGCCUGGGUGGAGGCUGAGGGCGCAGAGCGUUUCCACAGCUACCCUCCCUGGGCUUUAGCCAUGGCCUACUCCCUCAUCGUGGUGGCCAUGCUGCCUUUACCCCUUGUCUUUAUUGUUCGCCACUUCAACCUGAUCUCAGACGGCUCCAACAAGCUGUCCGUCUCCUACCGUAAAGGCAUGAUGAAGGACAUCUCCAACCUCGAAGAGCAGGACGAGCAGCGCUUCAUCCUCAGCAAGAAGCUCAGCGAGGCUCCUUCCCCAAUGCCUGCCCACCGUGCUUACCUGGGCCCCGGCGGCACCCAAGAGAUGACCAACACCAACUACGGCACCAGCACCAAGACGGGCUACCAGAACAUCGGCUCGCCCGAGUCUGAGCUAUGAUCCACUGAGCUCAUAGAUCCUCCCAUCCAUUAAACCCCAGCCUUGCUUAGAGAGAGGGAGACAGAGGAAGAAAGGGAGGAACAGAGGAAGUCAAGAGGCAAUGAAAAUCCACUGUUGAUUGUUGCAGCGUUCAUCACACUUUAACCCCCCAGAGCUGAGUCUCUCUAUCCCCCCUUUUCUGUCCCUACGUUCCUCGCCUUUGGUUCUUCCCCGCCAUAGGAUCCGUGCUGCCAGUUGCCUGUCAAUCCUAGCUGUAAUGAAGGGAUUAUGGGAAUGCGAGUCCCACCAGAUAUAACGACAUUUUCCAUUUGUCAAAGUAAAACAGGGGCAGAGAGAGAGGGACAGAGACAGGAACAGAGGGAGUGAAGCUUAGAAAGGUCCACUGAGGGCUUAGAUACUACAAGCUUUGUUUUGUAAUAAGCUCUGGCCGAGGUUAAGGUAUGUGCAGCGCUAAAAUGCUUUACCAGUUUGGAGAAGGUUCUUUUUGAGACAGUUAGAUGUUCCUAACAUCUUAUUAUUCUGGUUCAGUUGUAGAAAAUGAUUUGUGGGGUUAGGAUGGAUGGAAGGAGACUCAGAAAGAAAACUUAUUUUCAUGAUCAGUAUCACCGUAUGAGAACAUUUCUCAUCUAGAAAGCAAACUUAUUACAAAUGCAUUCAUAUCAGUAGGUAAUAAGUAAGUCUUAUAGUGUAAACAGUGUUACAAGCACAUUACAUCUUUAUUGUGCCUAUCAUGCAUCAGCAAUAAUAACCAGUCAAAGUAGGGUCCUCAUAAAACUGUGGAUCUCCUUCUAUCCCUACUUUCCCCACUGAUGUAGAAUACUGUACAUAUGUGUUGUGCAAUAGUCUGAGACAUCACCGUAAAUCGUGUAUAUACAUCACAGAAGUGCAAAAGUAUUCGCUUCUUCAUUUCUUCUCCAUGAAUACCGAAGCACAGACACCCACUAUCGUUUUAGAGCAUCUCUGAGCCUUAACACAGAGCAGCACUUUUCUUUUAAACAACCUUUCUUCUUGACAAAUAAGGCUCUGGAGCUGUUGCCAACAGCACUGCACACGUUGUCUCGCUGCUGUUCCAGUCGCAGCUGGUCUAGACAAAGCUUUUCCAUUUGAAUCAAUCAAUUUAAUCAAGCGAUUCUAUUUUAAUCAAUGCCCUAGAAGGGCAGAGUUGGCAGUGCACAAGUAGAGAUAAGCAGAGCAGCAUCACGCUCGUCGUCUGUCUGUGUGUUAAUGAGGCAGACCUAGAAGGAAUUGGAAAAUGUGAGUUUGUGUACGUGCCUGUGCAAGUGUGCGUGCGUCAGUGUGUCAUCUGCUGCUGAAUGAGAGCUCCCGGUGACCCUGCCUCUUUAAAAAUAGAGCAGCGUUACCCAAGGUAAGCCGUGGCAACGCACCAUAGAUACAGAUCCUCUUCUGAUGUGAAGGAGGAAGAGAAGAGUGGACAUCUUGCUUUGUCUGUUCCACCUGCACAACUGUGUACUCAGCAAUACACACAAGAUAUUUUACUGUUGAGGUCCUACAAGAAUAUAUCUCUAAUGUUUUACAGUGCAUUGAGUAAGAGGUUCACUGCCGUGCCGCGUUGUGGAUUUAUUAUGCGUCACCCCUAAGAGGAAGAUGUUUGGGUUUAAUUGUUGUACAUUCCUCAAAUUGUAACCACUAUGGAUUUCAUAAGCACUAAAAUGUACACUUUGAUGUAUUUUUGUGAACUGAGGUGUGAAAAGUUUAAUCCUUUUUUGUAUAAAAAAUGUCUAUAAUCUUGUAUGACAAUGUAUGUUUAGGGGUAUAAUAUGGAAAUUGUGCAGUGAUAUAAAUAUUUGGACUAAGUGGUAAUACACGGAUUUCAUCACUGGAUGUCUCUGUUGGCCAGCAGAGGAGCCAAUGACUCUCUGUCUCUCGUGGCCCCUCCCUGAGACAACACCAAUACUUGAGACUGAACAGAUGUAGUGUGAAGCACAGUCAGUCAGUCACAUUGUUUGGUGCCUGAACAGCAUCUCUGUUGUCUGUUUGCCUUAUGCUUUGGUUCAUCUCAUUCACUUGAGCACUUUAAUUAGGUAGAGACCCUGGAGUUGUUUGUCAAGUGCAGGUUGGACAAAAGCUUUGUCAUUAAUCACAAGAAUGCUGUCACAGAAUAUGUAUUGGUUAGCAAUAUUUAUAUAUAGUGACAGAUUGAGGGCAGAAUGUCUACGAAAUGCACAAUACACAACUUUGUCAAACAUCUGUUUUUUGUGUGUUAGUUAAGCAGAUUGUUUUCUGUAAAAUUUGAGCAUUUUAACAAUAAUGUUGCAUCUUAUAAUGUUAAGAGUGUGUUGAUGCAUUGAAUUUUGCCCUGUUAUGACACUAGUGUUGAUUGAUGCCAUUGGCUAGCUCCUAGGUCCUCCUAAAUACGUAAAGUCUUGACCAAUACCUACACUGUUACAUGGCUCUUACUAUCUGCUUAGGUUUCAGGCUACAGUACCUAGUACUUAGUAGUGCCUACAGUAGCUGUGAUAUAUUGCUUGGUAUAUACUGAAGUGAUGAAUAAUAUAAUUCCCUACUGAUCUACCAUGAAACACCUUUACAUCCUUUAUUUUCCCUCCUGUCGCCCAAAGAUCUAUGUUCUUUUUUGUAAUAAUAAUGUGAGGGUUUAAGUAGUGAAAGCCUACAUUACAGGGAGUAAAGGGCAGUAGGUGAACCACUGUGAAAACAAAACAAUAAAAAAACAAAGGGAUCUUUCCACACUAGUCUCCCCCUAAAUCACAGGAAAGGUGGUUGCUCUCCAUCCUGAAUGCAUUAGGAUCUUACAAAUGAACAUGUAAACACACAUUAGCCAGAGUAUACCCUGCUCAGUUGCUAAAAAUGAGCAGAAACAUGCAGAACUACUGUGAUGUACAAGAAACCAGAUGUUUUUGGUCAAUUGGCUUACGACACAAAUGACACAUAACCUCAGGUGAAGGCACUCUCCUGAAUUCCCCUGCAGCUUAAAAGCUCUGACACACCAGGGCACAUUAAAGCACAUUAAAGCACAUUUAUGGAAGCACAGGAAAGUGAGCACAAAGGAGUUGCAUGCCUUGGUGAGCAAGCUCCAGUCAAUGAGUUAAAAAUAGAGUCAGUGUGGGUGAUCUGGAUGAUGAAACCUAUAGAUUAUGUUAGUUAUGGUCUAAUUCCUGCAUCCUCCAAGGGGUCACUGGAGGAUAAGUCUGCACACUGAAAUGCACUGCCAUCUACAUAAGAAGCUAAACUGCACCAUUAUAGUUUGUUCUAACUAUAGAUUGAUCUGCACAAUAAAUACAUGAGCUGACAAACCUGAGCUUAUACUGGUGUGGAGUAAAGAGCACAAUCAAAACACAUGAGUUCACAGAGUCUUUUGAAAACAGCAAUCUUAUUUUAAACCCCUGGCUUAUUUCAAUACAUGAUGCACAGUUUGCCACAUUUCGCCAAGGAGUUCCCACUUCUCCACACCAGGCACAACAGGUCUUGCCUUUAACAUUAAAGACACUGUUGAAAUACUCUGCCCAGUGGAAAAAUGUCUUAUCAUAUUGGUUCAAAUUUGCUUAGUAAAAAGAUAUUGGCAUUUAGUAGACUAUUGAUAUUGGAUAUUUAUUGUUGAAAACUCCAGGGUCUCUUUGUCUUGUCCAUGUGUCGGCUGUGUUGCAUUAUGUACUACAAAGCAACUUCUUUUUACUGUAACUCAGUUGAAUUACUGUGAAUAACGCAACAAAAAUAGAGUAAUAGUGUUUUUAUUUAACUGUGCAAAUAGUCUUUAUGUGACCAAAUCCAUAGUUAUAUUUAUAGUAUUUAAGACAUGAGAUGUAUUUAAUCUGUACAUAUUGAUGUACAUUCUGAUAAAUCCACACUGAGUAUAGUAUAGCAUAUAGUAAGAGUGCCCGGGUGUAUACUUGAGCUGUAAAUAAUAAUUGUAUAUUUUGAUAUAUUUUUUGAUUUUUGUACUGUAGGUAAUGUUACUUUACUGUCUGUUGGUUUCUGUGUGUGUGGUUGUGGUUGUUCUCAAUCAGCUGAGCGACUGUGUGUGUGUGUGUGUGUGUGUGUGUGUGUGUGUGUGUGUGUGUGUGUGUGUGUGUGUGUGUAAAGUAAGAGUAUAUGUAGGUUUUUGGUGUUUAAAUGUGUGUGUUUUUUCUCCUCUCUCGGUGUUAUGUGCUGCUGAUCUAAUCCAGUAGAUAAAAUCCUGUCGUUACAGUGAACUGGGACCUCUAAUGUAAGCAAUCUCUGCUCUGUUUCUCACUGGAACUGCAGCUUCCAGCACAAAACUGACAAUACAAUCAGAAGGAAAUGUUUGAGUAUAUACAGUCAAACAUUUCCUUCUGAUUGUUCAGUCGGAAUCUGUGUGUGAAGAUUCACGUUGUUAUAAUAUUGAGACAGAAACUGAAGUUCUUUGGUUGAAGAGAGUGAUGAACUGUACAAAAAUGAUGAAGUACACAGGAAAUUAAAAUAAACACUUUUAUUAAAUAGA